AUGAAUUUUGAUCCUGCGCUGGGGCUGCUAACUCCAAUUCUGUGUCCCGAGGUGAGCCCCCCUCCCCCUACUUCCCAUAGUCCUCUCAGCUCAGAACCAACCCAAGGCAAGAAGAACUGGACUGCGCGCCCCAGCCGGCAGUAUGACAUAAAGAAAAGGGGUGGGGAAGAGGAAGAAGGGGCAGAGCCAAAGGAAUCCGCUCCCUCCACAAGCCAGUCCCCGCCUCCCGACAGGAUCUUGGAGGCGGCCGGCGACUGCUCGAACCUAGCACCACGUCACGGCAUCCCGGCGCGUCCCAGCCAGGGGACCCCAGAGCGGGGCCGCAACGCAUCGGAAACCCGGGCAGUAGUUUCCGGAGCCCGCUCGGGGAACCGGGAUCUUGUAGGUUCCUUCCCCACUCAAGUGUCAAGGAGACAAGCCCGCCCCGCCCCCUCUCCAAACACGCACUCCCUAACAGCACCACAACAAGAGCAGCCAGCCCAGGCUCCUCACCCGGGCCUCUCGGCGCCGGUCCCAAUGUCAAGUCCACGACCCAAGUCCCUCCGGGCCAGUAGCUGUUGUCAGGGGUCCCGGCCGGCACCCGCGCCUCACUCCCUCCCCAGCGGAGAGGACAACCGAGAGAGAGUAAGCCAGCGGAUAUCCAGCCAGACGACCUGGACUCACCGGGAGUCUCCCAGAGCUAGACCCCCGGAGUCCCAGCACCAGGCCAGCCAGAGUCCCCCUGAGUCCACCUCGGGGAGCCCCACGAUCCCGUUAGGAAACAACGGAGGAUGGGGCUGGGAGCCCCAAGCCGGGCUCCGAAUGCUUGGCCCGGCGCUCCUCUAGCCUGGCUGGCCUGCCAGCUCUUCCCAGGACCCUGCCUGAGAAUCACCCACCUGCCCGGCCUUUCGGGGCUCAUCUAAAAGGCUCCUCCGCCAAGACUAGGGGACACCAGGAAUUGGGUUUGUUUGCGGUGCCUCUGAAGGGGCAAGAUGGCGACAGGUAACAGGGCGCAGGCGCAGCCGCGCGCGGCCAGUCGGGAGGUGUAGUUCCCCUUUCCCGCCUUUCCGAGAACAAACACCAAAAGGCCUCCAUUCAUCUUGUCCUUCUUUUCCUCCGCGUUAUGAAAGAAAAGGACAGACAUCGCGGAGGGUGCUGGGAGUUGUGGUCCGAAUCAAAACUCCAACCUCUUUCGCUCCAGGUUUGCUGUCGUACGCGCAAGGAAGGCCGGGAUUGUAGUUCACUUGGUUUCUCCUGCAUACCCUCCUGUCUCUGGCUUCGCGCGCCUCUCCAGGGCUGCCGUCUCCCAGCCAAUCGGCUGCGCUCUCUGCUACGUGUGGCGUCACACGUCGCGACCAAGAUGGCGCUAGCGGCUGGAGCAGGGGCUUUGCUGCGACCUUUAGGGUAGUGAGGUUAGGGACGAUGGGAGAGCAGCUUUGUUCCUGAAGUGCCGUCGAGGAUUAGGAAAGAGUUUCUUCGAUCGUGAGGGCAAUUAUUGGCCUCUAGCCCCCCAGACGGCAUCUUGAGGAGAGAGAAUCCACGCUUCGAGAACUAACAUAGUGGACAUCGCAGUUGUCCGUAGCGGAUUUGCUGGUUACGGAGUUGCAAGUAGAGAAAGGGAAAUCCGAGCGUUCUCGAGUUGGGUUUCCUCCACGUGUGAAAUGGGAAUGGUAGUGAUAUCUCGUGCUAUCUCUGUCAAGGGCAAGAAGGAGAAGGAAUUUAUUUGAGGCCCUACGACGUGGUGCGGUGGCUCACACCUGUAAUCCCAACACUUUGGGAGGCCGAGGCGGGCGGAUCAUCUGAGAUCGAGAAUUCGAGACCAGCCUGACCAACAUGGAGAAACCCUAUCUCUACUAAAAGUACAAAAUUAGCUGGGCAUGGUGGCACAUGCCUGUAAUCCCAGCUGCUCGGGAGGCUGAGGCAGGAGAAUAGCUUGAGCCCAGGUGGCGGAGGUUGUGGUGAGACGAGAUCGCGCCAUUGCACAGCCUGGGCAACAAGAGCGAAACUCCAUCUCAAAAAAAUAAAUAAAAUUUUUUUUUAAAAAGAAA
Messenger RNA from Symphalangus syndactylus (siamang), 2027 nucleotides. RefSeq lists its product as uncharacterized. The record is from RefSeq and is a predicted model, not a curated record. Lineage: Eukaryota; Metazoa; Chordata; Mammalia; Primates; Hylobatidae.